UUCCUCCGGAGUUGAACUGUAAAUAAACAAAGCGUGAAAAAAAUUUAAGAAUCAUUAAUUAACACGAAAAUAGAGUUAUGGCUGACGUUUUAGACAUUGAUAAUGCUGAAGACUUUGAAGUCGAUGAUGAUGGAGAUCAGGGAAUUUUGAGAUUGAAGGAAAAAGCCAAAAAGAAGAAAGGUAGAGGCUUUGGUUCAGAUCCCGUCCACAGAGAACCAAUGGAUUAUGAGAGUGUCAGAGAUGAUACUAAUGAUGAGGCGGAACCAGGUCCACAAAGAUCUGUUGAAGGAUGGAUUCUUUUCAUCACCUCAAUUCACGAGGAAGCACAUGAAGAUGACAUUCAGGAGAAAUUCUGUGAAUUUGGAGACAUUAAAAACAUUCAUUUGAAUCUUGACAGACGAACUGGAUUCUUAAAAGGAUAUGCUCUAGUCGAAUAUGAGACGUAUAAACAAGCAUUGGCAGCCAAAGAGGCAAUGGAUGGAGCUGAAAUAUUGGGACAGAAAAUCAGUGUCGAUUGGUGUUUCGUAAAAGGACCAAAAAGAGCAAGAAAACCAGGUGAUCGUAAGAAGAAGUAAUAAAGUCUGAACAUCCACAACUCAUUCAUGU
Chironomus riparius is the source of this 606-nucleotide messenger RNA. Lineage: Eukaryota; Metazoa; Arthropoda; Insecta; Diptera; Chironomidae. The record is from the annotation of a GenBank genome assembly.